Molecule: messenger RNA, 630 nt
Organism: Choloepus didactylus (southern two-toed sloth)
Lineage: Eukaryota; Metazoa; Chordata; Mammalia; Pilosa; Megalonychidae
Gene: GJE1
Product: gap junction protein epsilon 1
Exons: 3
Coding region: 1-630 (209 amino acids)
Biological process (GO): cell communication
Cellular component (GO): connexin complex
Source: RefSeq, a predicted model, not a curated record
AUGUCUCUAAAUUACAUCAAGAACUUCUAUGAAGGAUGCGUCAAGCCUCCGACGGUGAUUGGUCAGUUCCACACCCUGUUCUUCGGAUCGGUCCGAAUGUUCUUCCUCGGGGUGCUGGGCUUUGCAGUGUACGGGAACGAGGCUUUGCACUUCAGUUGUGACCCAGACAAAAGAGAAGUAAAUCUCUUCUGCUACAAUCAGUUCCGGCCAAUCACCCCACAGGCAAGUUUUCCUGUGUUCUGGGCGUUACAACUAGUGAUUGUCCUGGUUCCUGGAGCUAUUUUCCAUCUUUAUGCUGCAUGCAAAAACAUCAAUCAAGAAUGCAUUCUUCAAAAGCCUGUCUUCACUAUGAUAUACAUCCUCUCUGUUUUGCUAAGAAUUAGUCUCGAGGUGGUAGCAUUUUGGCUUCAGAUUCACCUCUUUGGUUUCCAGGUAAAACCUCUUUACCUAUGUGAUGCUAGAUCUCUUGGGGAAAAAGUUAAUGUCAUAAAAUGCAUGGUGCCGGAACCCUUUGAAAAGACCAUUUUUCUCAUUGCAAUGUAUACCUUCACUGUAAUUACUAUGGUGUUAUGUGCUGCUGAGAUUUUUGAGAUCAUUUUUAGAAAAUUAGGCUUUCCAAUCCAUCAAUGA